UUAGCUAUUUAGGUGGACGUGUUGCUCCGGAAUGCAAGCCUCCGCAGGCCAAUGCCAGCAUAUCUUAUGGCUCAGAGCCAAAGUAUACGGAACACCAUCGAUCUAUGUUGGAACAAACGCCUGUAUCGGCUGCCAAACCAAUCCCGAGAGCACCAAAUAGUGCGGCACCAUCGACAAAGCAGCCGCUACAAUGGACAGCUGCAGUCUCCCGACAGAUUGCGUCCGACGUCGGUGCACCAAGAACACAGACACAUCUUUCCUCCGCCUCUAAUUCUCCCGCUUCUCCCAGUAAUCAGGUCCAGCAGGCUGGCAUCAUAGGUCUCCCGUUUGGGGGCGAUGAUAAACUGCGCCCACGGCGUGCAAAGCAAGCUGUACCGGAGACGCUCCUUCGAGACGUCCAGAGUGGAACCAGUCAAGCGCGAGACCAUGCUCCUGCCCCGAAACGUGGUUCAACCAGCGAGCCAUCAGUGCAUGGAUCCCCGCCUCACUUCCUCUCCGUUAGUUCAGGCACCUUAACCAUCGACGGGCAAUAUGGUAUGAAGAUCCUGAGCCGCACUUCCAAGCCCCUCUUUGGGGCUCAGUCACCACGCUCGGCUCAAGAGCUCGCCGACUCUUCGCUAUCCAGAGCGCAGCCUAACCCUCCCAGUUCGUCAGAACCUCUUCGUGAUGCCCACCUUCACCGUGACGAGGUGGAUAUCUGCUCUGGUCAUCUCCGUUCGGCGGAUCACCAAAUUGAGCGGGGCAAUAUUGUCCUUGGCGGUAAUUCCGGUCAGCCAGCGACCAGGUGGGCGGAAACAGCAGAGGUAUCGUUGCGUACUACACACAGCAAUCACGACAAACCGCGAAGACUCCUCACGGGCUUGGCGCAUGGUCUGGUCGAGGUAUCAAUGCGCGGGGCAGUCGAGCUAGUUACCUGGAAGCAGAGGAAGCGAUACGCUCUUUUGGAGCCUUCAGAGCGUAUGGGAGAUCUUGUGGACGACGCCUGCCUUCUGCGAACAGUUGAUGACAAGACCUAUGCCAUUCUUGCGCAUGCGCGAGAAAGCAGCCAGCUAUCGCUGCUACAAAUUCGUGAAGCCAAUGAGACAGUCCCACCCAUAUUUCUUGACAGGCCCCUGGACAAGACAUCAACCAAUGCCGGCGCAAGCGCAGUCUGUGCGAUGAUGCAGCCCGGCGCGUUUGCGACUGGCGGGUAUGAUCACCGCGUGCACUUCUGGGAGAUGCCUGCGGACGUUUCGAAGGCGACGCGCCGAGAGCUGCAGAUCAAGCACUCGUCGUGCGUGCAGGCGCUCUUACCCGUACGCGACGCCAACCACAAGCUGGUGACGGCAGGCGCAGACUGCCGCGUGAACAUAUAUGAGCUGGCUUCGGAGCGUGUGGUGAAUACGUUCAAGGUCUCGAACCCUGUCUACCAUUUGCACGACGCGAGCUUUCCGUACUGUGUGCUGCUGGAGGUGGCACAUCGAGAACUCCAGUUCGAGAUCCGCGACUACCGUUUGGUUCCUGAGAGGCCCGUGCAACGCUUUGGAUUCAAGACAGAGCACCUGCAGGGCAGGCACACCAAAGGCGACGUCAACAACUUCGUCUUCGCAUGCGGUGACCGUGAAGGAAACGUCUAUCUUUGGGACGUCCGAAAAUCAGACACACCUCUGGACAUUGUGAAUUACUUCCCCGGCCAUCGAGCCACUCAAGUCGCAUUCCGCGGGCAAGAGCUCGUAGCCUGUUCCGAUGAUUUCCAAGUCAAGUUUAUCAGUCGAGUUAACGAUUAUUAGCAUUGCACCACUUAGAAUUCUGAACAAUAGUAUGUACUGAUAUUUUCAAAUAAUUGCAGCUGUUUAGCGCGGCCUUGUGGGACUUCCUCUGCGUCGUUCUACACCACC
Molecule: messenger RNA, 1877 nt
Organism: Phanerochaete carnosa HHB-10118-sp
Lineage: Eukaryota; Fungi; Basidiomycota; Agaricomycetes; Polyporales; Phanerochaetaceae
Exons: 6
Coding region: 105-1769 (554 amino acids)
Molecular function (GO): protein binding
Source: RefSeq, a predicted model, not a curated record